This is a messenger RNA of Cajanus cajan (pigeon pea), 6286 nucleotides long. Its product is annotated as RIBOSOMAL RNA PROCESSING 5. The record is from RefSeq and is a predicted model, not a curated record. Gene Ontology annotation, molecular function: RNA binding; protein binding. Gene Ontology annotation, biological process: rRNA processing. Gene Ontology annotation, cellular component: small-subunit processome; nucleolus; nucleus. NCBI's taxonomy places the organism in Eukaryota, Viridiplantae, Streptophyta, Magnoliopsida, Fabales, Fabaceae.
UCCCACCCUAAAACCCUUCUUCUAAACCCUGUUUCAGUGUUUCUUCUUCUCCGGCUCCAAGUGAAACAACACAAGCUCGCGGAGCUAAGAGACGUUUCCACAUGGCACCGCAUUCCAAAAUAUCGCAUUCAAAGAAGAACAAUGACUCAGGAGACAAGCCGAAAAUCGAUAAGGCCUCGAAGAAAAUAUUCAAACCUAAGAAGAGGGAACAAAACGACGCCGUCGCCGCCGCUAAGUCAGAAGCACUCACUUUGCAGCUAGAAGACGAGGUUCCCGAUUUCCCUCGAGGUGGAGAAUUUUCUGCGAGCCGAAGGAGUGAUUACGAUGAGUUUGGUGCCGAGGAUCACUCGAGAAAGCCGAAGAAAAAGAAGGGGAAAAAUGCGUCGAGUAAGAGUAAGGAAGCCGCAGAUGAUUGGGGCUCGCUUUCCGGUGAUGGCAUCAGCGGAAAAUUGCCGCGGCGUGUGAAUAGAAUUACUCUCAAGAAUAUAACUCCUGGAAUGAAGCUUUGGGGAGUUGUUGCUGAAGUAAAUGAAAAAGACCUUGUAGUUAGUUUACCUGGGGGUUUACGUGGAUUAGUUCAUGCUUCAGAUGCAUUGGAUCCUAUUUUUGACGACAAAGUUGAGGUCGGGGAAAUUUUCCUUUCUGGUUUAUUUUGUGUUGGGCAGCUGGUUUCUUGUGUUGUACUGAGAUUGGAUGAUGACAAGAAAGAGAAAGGAAGCAGGAAAAUUUGGCUUUCUUUGCGUCUUUCCUUGUUGCAGAAGAACUACAACUUGGAUGUUGUUCAGGAAGGCAUGGUCCUUGCUGCAUAUGUCAAAAGCAUUGAAGAUCAUGGAUACAUUCUUCAUUUUGGUUUGGCUUCUUUCACAGGGUUCUUACCGAAAAACAGCUCUGCUGAAGGCUUGGGUGGUGAAGUAAAACUUGGGAAACUUCUGCAAGGUUUAGUUAGGAGCAUUGAUAAAGUUCGUAAAGUGGUUUACUUAAGUUCUGACCCUGAUACAAUGUCCAAAAGUGUGACCAAGGAUCUCAAAGGUGUUUCGAUUGAUCUUCUAGUUCCAGGAAUGAUGGUAAAUGCCCGUGUGAAGUCAAUCCUUGAUAAUGGUGUUAUGUUAUCAUUUCUCACAUAUUUCACUGGAACUGUUGAUCUGUUUCAUUUGCAAAAUAUUUAUCCUGGAUCAGACUGGAAGGAUAAGUAUGGUGAAUCUCAAAAGGUUGUUUCUCGGAUAUUAUUCAUUGAUCCAUCAAGUAGAGCUGUUGGUUUGACGCUGAAUCCACAUCUUGUUCUGAACAGGCCCCCUCCUUUUCAUGUUAACAUUGGAGAUAUAUAUGACAAGUCAAAAGUUGUUAGGGUGGAUAAAGGAUCAGGAUUAUUGCUUGAAGUUCCAUCAAUUCCUGAGCCAACUCCAGCUUUUGUCAGUAUAUCUGAUAUUGCUGAAGAGGAGAUCCAAAAACUUGAGAAGAAGUAUAAGGAAGGAAAUCAUGUUCGAGUUCGGAUUCUUGGGUUAAGAUAUUUAGAAGGAAUUGCUACAGGAGUUUUGAAGGCUAGUGCUAUUGACGAAGCUGUGUUUACUCAUUCUGAUGUCAAGCCAGGCAUGGUGGUGAAGGCUAAGAUUCUUUCGGUUGACAGCUUUGGUGCCAUAGUGCAAAUUCCUGGUGGUGUGAAGGCACUUUGUCCUCUUCGACAUAUGUCUGAAUUGGAAAUUUCAAAGCCUGGAAAAAAAUUUAAGGUGGGAGCUGAAUUGGUUUUCCGCGUGCUUGGUUGCAAGUCAAAAAGAGUGACAGUUACACACAAGAAAACCCUUGUGAAAUCGAAACUUGGGAUUAUUAGUUCAUAUGCUGAUGCAACUGUUGGUUUGAUAACCCAUGGAUGGAUAACAAAGAUAGAAGUUCAUGGAUGCUUUGUACGGUUUUAUAAUGGGGUUCAAGGUUUUUCUCCCAGAUCUGAACUUGGAUUAGAGCCAGGUGCUGAUCCAGUUACAGUGUACAAUGUUGGGCAAGUUGUCAAAUGCCGGGUUGUAAGUUCCAUUCCUGCUUCAAGGAGGAUCAACCUUAGUUUCAUAAUAAAGGCCACAAGGGUUACUGAAGAUGAUAUGGUUACAUUGGGUAGCCUUGUUUCAGGAGUGGUUGACAGAAUAACAUCUACCGCUGUAGUUGUUUAUGUCAAUGCAAGUGGUUUCUCAAGGGGUACAAUAUCUAUGGAGCACUUGGCAGAUCAUCAUGGACAAGCUAUUUUGAUGAACUCACUAUUGAAACCUGGAUAUAAUUUUGAUCAACUACUGGUUCUAGAUGUUAAGGGAAACAAUUUGAUUCUGUCUGCCAAAAGUUCUCUUAUCAAACAUGCUCAGCAGAUUCCUGCAGAUAUCAAUCAGAUACAUCCUAACUCUGUUGUACAUGGCUAUAUAUGUAACUUAAUUGAGUCUGGCUGCUUUGUUCGUUUCCUUGGUCAUUUAACUGGUUUUGCUCCAAGAAAUAAGGCUGCUGAUGACCAGAAAACCAAUAUUUUGGAAGCUUAUUACAUUGGGCAAUCAGUUCGCAGCAAUGUAUCCAAUCUUAGUAGUGAAACUGGUAGAGUAACACUCUCUCUAAAGCAGACAGCAUGUUCUUCAACUGAUGCAUCAUUUAUUCAGGACUACUUUCUGAUGGAUGAAAAGAUUGCUGAGUUGCAAAGCCUUGGUGCUGGUGCAUCUGAUUUAAAGUGGGUUGAAGGAUUUAAAAUUGGUACGGUUGCAAAAGGGAAAGUUGAGGAUGUUAAGGAUGUCGGUCUUGUUAUAAGCUUUAGAAAGUACAAUGAUGUUUUUGGUUUUAUUACCAAUUAUCAGUUGGCUGGAGCUAGUUUGGAGGCUGGCUCUGUGGUAGAAGCAUUGGUUCUUGAUGUUGCAAAGGCAGAACGGCUCGUUGAUUUGACUCUAAAACCAGAGUUCAUUAAUAAAUCCAAAGAAAGUUCCAUAAGUCAUACGAACAAGAAGAAACGUCGAAGAGAGGCAUCAAAGGACUUGGUAUUGCAUCAGACUGUGAAUGCAGUGGUGGAAAUAGUAAAAGAAAAUUACUUGGUUGUAUCAAUUCCAGAAAGUGAUCACACUAUAGGAUAUGCAUCAGUGUCUGACUAUAAUACUCAAAGGUGUCCUCAUAAACAAUACCUAAAUGGGCAGAGUGUUUUUGCAACUGUCAUGGCUCUUCCAAGCCCUGAAACAUCAGGGAAGUUGCUUUUACUUCUCAAUGAGGUCAACGAGACAUCUAGUUCUAAAAGAACCAAGAAGAAGUCUAGCUAUAAAGUGGGAACUCUUGUUGAGGCAGAGAUUACUGACAUCAAAACACUUGAACUGAAAGUGAAGUUUGGAUUUGGUCUACCUGGCAGGAUUCACAUAACAGAGGUACAUAAUGGAAAUGUUUUGGAAAAUCCAUUCUCUAGCUACAAAAUUGGGCAAACAGUGACUGCAAGGAUUGUUGCAAAACCUAAUGAAACAGAUGGCAAUAGGAAGUUAUCACAGUGGGAGCUAUCAGUCAGACCUGAAAUGGUUACAGGUUCCAGUGAUAUAGGAGAUGAUGUACCUGAAAAUCUUGAGUUUAAAGUUGGGCAAUGUCUGGCUGGUUAUGUAUAUAAAGUAGAACGUGAAUGGGUAUGGUUAACAAUAUCUCGAAAUGUUAGGGCUCAGCUAUAUAUUCUUGACAGUGCUAUUGAACCCAAUGAGCUUGAGGAUUUCCAGAAUCGAUAUCGUGUUGGACAACUUGUUUCUGGUCACGUUCUAAGUAUGAACAAUGAGAAGAAGCUAUUGCGGUUGGUUCCACGCCCCUUUUCUAGUCUCCCUUGCAGAACUAGUGAAGAGCCACAAAUUAAUGUUGUGGAUAAGGAUUUAGCAGCAUAUGUUCAUGAAGGAGAUAUUUUAGGUGGAAGGAUUAGUAAAAUACUUCCAGGUGUUGGUGGAUUGCUUGUCCAAGUUGGUCCUCACACAUAUGGAAAAGUACAUUUUACUGAACUUGCAGACACAUUGGUGCCUGAUCCGUUGUCUGAAUAUCAAGAAGGGCAGUUUGUCAAAUGUGUAGUUCUUGAAAUCAGCCACACUGUCAAGGGUACUAUCCAUGUUGAUUUGUCAUUGCGAUCUUCUAAUGUGAUGCUUUCCCAGGAUUCUGGAGAUGUUCACAGCAUUGUGAAUUCUAAUGGCAAAUGUGUGGAGAAGAUUGAGGAUCUUCAUCCUGAUAUGAUUGUAAAGGGUUAUAUUAAGAAUGUCACACCAAAAGGAUGCUUUAUUAUGCUCUCACGAAAGAUUGAUGCUAAAAUUCUUCUAUCAAAUCUAUCCGAUCAAUAUGUAGAAGUACCUGAGAAAGAAUUUCCUAUUGGAAGACUUGUAAUUGGCAGGGUUAUAUCUGUGGAGCCUCUUUCAAAUCGUGUUGAAGUUACACUGAAGACAUCAACAGUUCCCAAGAAACCCAAAUCUGAGAUCAUUGAUUUAAGUAAAUUUCAUGUUGGAGGUGUUAUAUCUGGAAGGAUUAAGCGGGUUGAGUCAUUUGGUUUAUUCAUUGCAAUUGACAACACAGACAUGGUUGGAUUAUGUCAUAUAUCAGAAAUUUCUGACGACCAUAUUGAGAACAUUGAAGCAAACUAUAGAGCUGGGGAGAGAGUAAAUGCAAAAAUAUUAAAGGUGGAUGAAGAAAGACAAAGAAUUUCUUUGGGAAUGAAGAAUUCAUAUAUGAGUGAUAAAACUGUGCUUCAAAUACCAUCAGAGGAAGGAUCAGAUGAACCUGUUGCAGAUGGAAUGAAGUCUAUAGAUGUCGCGGAUGAAAUUAAUCAAUUCCCAAUUCUUACACAAGCACGACAAAGGGCAGACAUUCCACCACUUGAUGUUGCCCUUGAUGACUUUGAUCAAUUUGAUGCAAAUAAUGCUAAUAGUCAAGGUGAAAAGCAUGCAAAUGAAGAAGACACUAUAAAUGAAAAGCAUAAGAGGCAUGAAAAGAAGAAAGCAAAGGAGGAGAGGGAAAAGCAAAUAAGGGCUGCUGAGGAAAGAUUACUGGAGGAGGAUGUACCUAGAACUGCUGAUGAGUUUGAAAAGCUGAUUAGAAGCUCUCCUAAUAGCAGUUUCAUCUGGAUAAAAUACAUGGAUUUCAUGAUUUCUAUGGCUGAUGUCGAGAAAGCCCGCUCAAUUGCUGAAAGGGCUUUGAGGACAAUAAAUAUCCGAGAAGAAAACGAGAAGCUUAACAUAUGGAAGGCCUACUUUAAUUUGGAAAAUAAGUAUGGUAACCCUACAGAGGAGGCCGUAAUGAAACUAUUCCAAAGAGCUCUUCAGUACAAUGAUCCCAAAAAGGUCUAUCUAGCACUCUUGGGGAUGUACGAGAGGACUGAGCAGCAUAAUUUAGCAGAUGAACUUCUCAAUAAAAUGACAAAGAAGUUCAAGCAUUCAUGCAAAGUUUGGUUGAGGCGUAUACAAAGUCUUCUAAGGCAGAAGCAAGAUGGAAUCCAACCUCUAAUCGAUCGAGCUUCAUUAAGCCUUCCCCGACAUAAGCACAUUAAAUUUUUCUCUCAGACAGCUAUUCUUGAAUUCAAGGUUGGGGUUCCUGAUCGAGGGCGAUCCUUGUUUGAAAAAAUUCUACGGGAAUAUCCAAAGAGAACAGACUUGUGGAGUGUUUAUCUCGAUCAAGAAAUUCAACUUAAAGAUGAAGAUAUGAUUCGUGCAUUGUUUGAAAGGGCUGUUAGUCUGAGCCUCCCACCCAAAAAAAUGAAGUUCUUGUUCAAAAAGUAUCUUGAUUAUGAGAAGUCCCAAGGUGAUGAAGAACGAAUUGAAUCUGUGAAGAGGAAAGCAAUGGAAUAUGUUGAGAGUACUCUGGCUUGAUAUAGAUUCGACAUUACUUUAGUUUUGAAUUUUACAGUUUGCAGCCAUUCUGGAGUCCGAGCUGGAUAUCCCAAGACAAAGUUUAUGAGGCAUGAUAACUUAAAAUUACAAGUUUUCCUAAAUCACUGGGAAACAGGAUUUGAUCUUGGUUGGUUGCUUCUGUAAAUGGAGUGGUUCUGCAGCAGCAUAAAUUGAGCGUUUGGUUGAGUAUACAAUGUGAGAUGUGAAUGCAUCAAUUGAGCACAGGAGAAAGGUAGACAUUUGAUAACAAAGAGGAAAUAUAGGUCCCUGUAUUCUUUUUUUUUGUCCUGUUUAUUCUAUUUAAACUGUUAUUUUUUGCUUUGACGCUAUUUGUAACAUUACGCAGCCGAUCUGUCUUGAGCGCAGAGGUUAGGAAAAUUUUGUAAUAUUUGGGAGUGUUUGAUUAUAACCAAUUUUGAGAAUGUAACCAUUAUUUUAUCAUCGCA